This is a messenger RNA of Calliphora vicina (urban bluebottle blowfly), 2601 nucleotides long. RefSeq names its product diphosphoinositol polyphosphate phosphohydrolase 1 Aps (gene Aps). Gene Ontology annotation, biological process: diadenosine pentaphosphate catabolic process; diadenosine hexaphosphate catabolic process; diphosphoinositol polyphosphate metabolic process. The record is from RefSeq and is a predicted model, not a curated record. Gene Ontology annotation, molecular function: bis(5'-adenosyl)-pentaphosphatase activity; endopolyphosphatase activity; diphosphoinositol-polyphosphate diphosphatase activity. The transcript is spliced from 6 exons. Gene Ontology annotation, cellular component: cytoplasm; nucleus. Lineage: Eukaryota; Metazoa; Arthropoda; Insecta; Diptera; Calliphoridae. Bases 1364 to 1867 code for a protein of 167 amino acids.
GAAGCAACUGAUAAAAGAAGACGAGUGUAAAGGAAAAAAGUGAAAAAUUUGCACUUUUUCACAAGAAUUUCAUUGAGAUUUUUGUGCUGCCGGUAGAGCAGUUAAAAAAGAAAAUAUUUCAACAAAUUUUGUAACUGCAACAACUUAUAAAGUGUAAAUAUCUAAAGAAAUAGAAUUAAUAAAGUGUUUUCAAACAAUUAAGCGUGAAAAACCACAACUUUAACGAAAACUAAACAACGUGGUUGAAAAAAUAUAGAAAAAGUACGAACGUAGAGAAAAUCAUACAAAAAAAUUAUGCAAAAAAAGUGUUUUCGUUGACAAGUGUGACAAGACCAACAACGGAAUCCAAGCUAAAUUUUGAAGAAAAAAAAAUCGAACAAAGGAAACUAUUGCAUUAAAAACGGCUGGAAAUUUUGUAAUAAAAUAAGUUUAGCAUUAUUAAAAAGUUAUUCACUCAGCAAGAAUUUUGCCUUUUAAGGGGAAAAGGCUUAAAGAACAACAACAAAAAAAGAAAAAGCAGCAUUUUUUAGAAAAGCAGAAAAAAAAAACUAAUACGUAAAAAAUAAAUAAAAACGAACAAAUUUAGACAGAAACUGCGGUGAAAAGAAGAGAAAAAGACAAAAAAAAAAUUUGCAAAAAUAUAGAAAAGAAAAAUAAAAACAAUAAAAACGACGAAAUAAACAACAAAACAACUACAGCAACAAUUACAUCAACUGACCUAAAAUAACAAAAACAACAAUAACACACCAACCAGCCAGUCAGUCAGUCAACCAAACAAACCACCACCAGCAACAAAAACAAAAUGCUUAAUUUGCCAAGUUAAAUUUUUCUCUUCAACCAUCAUCCAACCGAAAAUUUUUAAAUAUUCUUUUCUGCGUUUUGUUUUAUUUAUUUAGUUUAUUAUUAAUUUCGUUUCUGUGCUUUUUUGGUUUAUUUGAAAUAAAACAAAUCCAUAAUCAACCAACCAACAAAAAAUAAAUCUUCAUCAACGACAACCGCAGCAGCAACAACAAUAAUUGUAAUAAUAAACAAUAUUUUAAUAGUUAAAUCCAGCAAAAAUUAAAACAAAAUAUCGCCCGCCGUUUUAGAGUCCUCCUUUAAAUUAAACAAUAACAGCUAAAUACUAAUUUAUUAAGCAAAUAAAGCCACAACAACAAUACCUAUUAGCAGCAGUAGCCAGCAACACUUAAUAUUUUCUAAGGAUUUUUAGACCACAAAGCGCCACCCACAUUAAGGAAAGCCUUCUUACUUUCUAACCCCCCACCAACUUAGUCGACGUUAGACGUUUUUUUAAUUUGGUCUCCGUCGUUGGAUAAACUUCUUUGUUUACACAAAACUUACACUUUUUUAACAAAUAAGCAAGAUGGUUAAAGAAAAACCCAAUUCUACGCGUAUCUACGAUAAGGAUGGCUUUCGCAGACGUGCGGCCUGCAUUUGUGUGCGUUCUGAUGCCGAAACUGAGGUGUUAUUGGUAACCUCCUCAAGACGUCCAGAACUUUGGAUUGUGCCCGGCGGUGGUGUAGAACCCGAGGAGGAACCCUCGGUAACAGCUGCUAGGGAAGUGUUGGAAGAAGCUGGCGUUAUGGGUAAAUUGGGUAGAUGUUUAGGAGUUUUUGAGAAUCGUGAUCACAUGCAUCGCACAGAAGUAUUUGUUAUGACCGUUACCAAAGAACUGGAAGAAUGGGAAGAUUCUCGCAGUAUUGGUCGUAAACGUCAAUGGUUUUCCAUUGAUGACGCCUUGACACAGCUGGCUCUACACAAACCGACACAACGACAUUAUCUAAUGCAAUUGCGGCAUUCGAAAAACAAUUCUAAUGUUAAUUCUACAACAAAUUCACCAACUGCAGCUUCACCUACCACCGCAUAAAAUUAAUUUACUUUUGUUUUGCUUCUGAUUUUUUUUUCUACAUUUUUAUUCUCCUACCUUUUACUUGUUUCGCUGCUUUAGAAAAGAGAAAGAAACUGGCAAAAAAUUAAGGAAAAAAAAAUUCAUUCAUUAAGACACAAGAUAAAGAUGAAGGCGUUAAUAUUUCUGUUCAAUUUUGCUGCAACUCAUUAAAAUUAUUUUAUUAUAUUUUGUCUUUCCUUUAUUCUUUAUUUUUUUUUUUGAGAGUAGUUUUUAAGUUUAUCAUUAUUAUUAUUAAUUAUUAAAAAUCGAUUAUUAUUAGUCCUCAAAAAGAUAAUGAUUUCUUUCUUUUUGUUUAAAGAAGAUGAAAAAGAAGAAUUUACAUACAAACAACACAACAAAACACACUUUAUAAAUGCAUAAAUACACAACAUAUAAACUAAACUAAAUUAAACAAAACUAAAACAUAAAUUAAAUAUUUAUAAAUAGACUCAAUUUUAUGGAACAAUUUACUUAUUUAUACUUUUUGCUUUUUUCGCUUUUGUUUUUAGGAGUUGAAAGAUGUUUUAUAAAAUGGUCUUUAAAAUACACACAUAAAUACAUGAUAAUAAUGAUGAGAAAUUGUUUAUAAAGUUAAAAGUUAAUGAUGUUAAAGAAAAAAUUAACAAAAUUUAUAAUUGAUUAGUUGAUAAUUAUGAUUUAUUUUUUUUUUUUCUUAAAUUAAAUUAUUCUUUUUUUAUAAGAUUUGAAAGAAA